AUGGCACCUCAGGCCAGAAGUUACUUCUACGGCGGGAUUCAUGAGAUCCUCAAUCAGGAGGGUAGACAUGAGUUGAAGAGAAUCAAACAAGGUACCAAUGGAUUGAACCCAAGUGAAAUCCCUUCCCAUAAUGCUCUUCUUCCCUAUGAAUCAACGGUGCAAGGUUCGGAUGCGAACAAGGAUGAUUGCUUUUCACAAAUGGAGAUUAAUUUUAAGUUUCAGUAA
This is a messenger RNA of Dovyalis caffra, 225 nucleotides long. Lineage: Eukaryota; Viridiplantae; Streptophyta; Magnoliopsida; Malpighiales; Salicaceae. The record is from the annotation of a GenBank genome assembly.